CAGCACAGAGCGCCGUGCAGAGACUCCGCGGGGUUCUACCGAGCGGCCCCCGCCGGGCACGGAGCGGGACACGGUGCCGGGGCGGCCCCCCCUUACGCCGCCGCUUCCUCCGGUUGUGACUUUGGGAGCGGAGGAGGAACGCAGCAGCACUGUAGCAGCCGCACCACGGUGCUGGAUUUGGACACGCACGUCGUGACCACGGUGGAGAACGGUUACCUGCACCAGGAGUGCUGCUCGCAGUGCCCGUGCUGCUGCCAACCCGGCUCCGGGGCCCCCCUCCCCGCCGCCCCGCCGGGCGCUAAGCGCAAGUAUUACCCGGGGCAGGAGGAAGAGGAGGGGGUGGAGGAAGGGGAGGCCGGGGGGGAGGGCGGGGGUGGGCGGGGCGCCCAGUUCGCCCCGUGCACCAAACGCGCCCGCUUCGAGGAGUACGGCAGCGCCGAACACCCGCAGGACUCUUCCAACAUCUCCAACUUGAUCUCCAUCUUCGGCUCCGGUUUCACGGGGUUGGUGAGCCGGCAGCAGGCGGACUCGGAGCAGCCCCUCAACGGGCAGCUGUGCGGCAAGCAGGCGCUGGCCAGCCUGGGGGCCUGGACUCGGGCCAUCGUCGCGUUUUAG
Messenger RNA from Meleagris gallopavo (turkey), 615 nucleotides. RefSeq names its product immediate early response 5 like (gene IER5L). NCBI's taxonomy places the organism in Eukaryota, Metazoa, Chordata, Aves, Galliformes, Phasianidae. The record is from RefSeq and is a predicted model, not a curated record.